AUGCUCAGACCCGCAGCAAGGUCGCUAGGACUUCGUGCGCCUCGAGCGCAACAGCUCGCGCUAUCCGCAGCGCGGUCGCAAAGCCCCUGCUGCUCUUCCAACACCAUUGCCUCUCCUUCACACACUCAAGCACCGGCUCAGAUUCGUACAUAUGCUGUCAGUCCGACACCAUCAAAUAGAGCGUCAAGCUCAGCACAGCCUUCAAGCUCCAAAGCAACGGUUCAGAGCGAUGCUCGUCACUCCGCGUCAAGCGACGAUGCAUUCUACGGCGCUUUCCCACCACGCACCCACGCCUGUGGUGAGCUGCGCGCCUCGCACGCAGACCAGCAAGUCAUCCUCACAGGCUGGCUGCAAUCGUCUCGACAAGUAUCCAAGCAGCUCGGUUUUGUGACGCUCUUCGAUCACAGUGGCUCCGUCCAGCUCAAAGUUCAGCCCACGUCGUCAUCGCCGCAGCUGCUCGAGUCAAUAUCCUCGAUACCCGUGCAGUCCGCCAUUAUGGUUCAUGGCAAAGUAGCACUGCGACCAACACAGGACUCAAAGACGGACCAGUCGACCGGCGCAAUCGAGAUCCUCGUCGACGACUUCAUCCUGCUCAAUCCUGCUACACGGGAGCUGCCUUUUCAGCCCUCCGACUCGGUGCACGCCGACGGCGUCCCAGCUGAGCUCCGCGCUCGUUACCGCUACCUCGAUCUGCGACGACCAUCGCUCGCCAACAACAUCAGGCUCCGCAGCCGCGUCACACAUGCAGUCCGCAAUCAUCUCUAUGAUCAAGGCUUUCUCGAGAUCGAGACACCAGUACUGCUCAGAUCGACGCCGGAAGGGGCGCGGGAGUUCCUCGUGCCCACCCGGGCAUCGUCCGCAGGCGCGAACGCCUCCAACGAACCGACCUUUUACGCACUACCACAAUCACCCCAGCAGCCGAAACAGCUCUUGAUAGCAUCAGGCGUGACGGACAAGUAUUUUCAGAUCGCAAAGUGUUUCCGCGACGAGGAUGGACGCAAGGAUCGCCAGCCCGAGUUCACCCAGAUUGAUCUCGAGAUGGGGUUCGUCAGUGGUGGGCCAGAGGCGAGUGUAGAAGCUUCAAUAUCAAACCCGAAGACGGACGAAGAAGGUGAUCAGAUUGACGCAAGAGAUGCCCAAGGCCAAUGGAGGAUCGGCGGCCAUCAAGUUCGGGACGUGAUUGAAGGUCUCGUAAAGCGCAUCUGGGAGGUCGCAGGCAGAGGCACUCUCCCAACUCGCUUCCCUGUCAUGUCGUACUGGACGGCCAUGACUCGCUUCGGAUCUGACAAGCCAGACUUGCGAUAUGGAUACGCUCUGCACGACAUCUCCUCCGGCUUUGUCUCCUCGUCCGAGUCAGAUCUGCCGAAGGGUGAAGCUGCAAGCGUCAGCCUCGAGAUCCUGCCGUACCAGCAUCACGCCGCCGGCUCGCUCUCCAAGAAGGAGCUCGACGGCCUUCUCUUGCCUUUGAAAGGCAAAGUCGAGCGCUUCCGCAUCGCGUCCAAGGACAACGUUCACGAGCUAGCUGCGCUGCUGCUCAAGAAGAGCGGAUUGACGCGAACCUUCCUCGCGCAGCUCGAUGACGAGCUGUCUGCCUCCGAGGUCGACGUUGAGCACCUCGCUUCCACUCUGCGAAGCGCCAUCGCUUUUGAAGCGCGUGAGUCUGACUCGGAUCAGCCAGUCGACAUCUUCGUUUCGCUGCGCGCGAACCCUCCGGAAGGCGGGAGCACCGCCCUUGGUGACGUGCGCAAGCUUCUCGCUGCCACCCUCGUCUCCAAGCGCCUCCUUGCGUUGGAUGGCGACGCCUUUGCGUGGAUCACCGAGUUUCCGCUCUUCACACUCGCCGAUGAGGACAAGAACGCACUCUCCUCCUCUUCCGGUCGAUGGCAGUCGAGUCACCACCCGUUCACCGCACCUGUCGCCUCCGAUAUCCCACUCCUCUCCUCCCCCGAGUCGAUAGCGUCCAUCCGCGGGCAGCACUACGACCUCGUCCUCAACGGUCAGGAGAUCGGUGGUGGGUCGGUGCGCAUUCACUCACGGAAGCUACAGGACCACGUCUUCGAACACAUCCUCAAGCUCGAUCCGUCGGAACGGGCGAGGUUUGCACACCUGCUGCAUGCGCUGGAUUGCGGUGCACCCCCGCACGGCGGAAUCGCACUCGGGUUCGAUAGGUUGAUGGCGAUCCUGUGCGACGCCGAGAGUAUCAGGGAUGUCAUUGCGUUCCCCAAGCAGGGGUCGGGGGUGGACCCGCUCUUUGGAUCGCCUGCGCCGCUACGCGAGCCCGGGGAGACUCAAACCGACGCAGAGAACCUUCUGAGGAUGUACGCCCUCGCCAAAUCCACACACAAGUAA
Kalmanozyma brasiliensis GHG001 is the source of this 2349-nucleotide messenger RNA. RefSeq names its product OB-fold nucleic acid binding domain, AA-tRNA synthetase-type. Bases 1 to 2349 code for a protein of 782 amino acids. Gene Ontology annotation, biological process: aspartyl-tRNA aminoacylation. NCBI's taxonomy places the organism in Eukaryota, Fungi, Basidiomycota, Ustilaginomycetes, Ustilaginales. The record is from RefSeq and is a predicted model, not a curated record. Gene Ontology annotation, cellular component: mitochondrion; cytoplasm. Gene Ontology annotation, molecular function: aspartate-tRNA ligase activity; nucleic acid binding; ATP binding. The transcript has a single exon.